AUGGAAAACUACUGCAUUGGAACUCUUGAGCACGUCGACCGAGAAAGCCACGCAGAGCUACCCAGCAUUGCAGAACAGCUGGCAACCCGCAGACGAUCUUCAGGCGUUACUCCACUUUUUGCCUUGCUCGAGUAUGCCCAUAGUCUUGAUAUACCGGACGAAAUCUUCGAACACCCAUCCAUAAAAGAAAUUGAGCGUAUUGGAACGGACCUCGUUGUAUUUCAAAAUGACAUAAUUUCUUACUGCAAGGAGGAGGCCGAAGGCGUGAACCACAACCUUGUGGCCAUAUUCCGCAUCAAUGGCAUGCCCGCGCAGCAAGCCUUCGAGGCUGUGAAUGCUCUGCUUAGAAAAUGUUACCGUGAUUGGUACCUUGCUCUAGCUGACCUCCCCCAAUGGGGUGAAAAGAUCGAUGCCCAAGUGCAGAAAUACAUCCAAGGAGUGCAGGACGUUGUACUUGCAAAUCUGAAUUGGAGGUGCGUCAUUUCUUUCCAUAUCAGCAUGUGCACCUGA
Endocarpon pusillum Z07020 is the source of this 510-nucleotide messenger RNA. RefSeq lists its product as uncharacterized. The coding region runs from base 1 to 510 and encodes 169 amino acids. NCBI's taxonomy places the organism in Eukaryota, Fungi, Ascomycota, Eurotiomycetes, Verrucariales, Verrucariaceae. The transcript is spliced from 4 exons. The record is from RefSeq and is a predicted model, not a curated record.